CAUACGGGUUCACAAUGGUGGCUCUCUUUGUUUUACGCAGAAAGUUUCCUGAUGCGUAUCGUCCCUUUAGGGAACUGGUAUAUUUGUCAGCCCAGGCACCAUACUGGAGGAAUGUGGCUCAAUAGGCAUGAGCUUUGUGAUGUGGUCCAUUUGUGCAGUCAUGUCACUCAUAACUGUCCUACCAUUUGCUGAGCUCUGUACUGUUGUACCCAAGUCUGGCAGUCAGUAUGUCUAUAUACAAGAGGCCUUCAAAGACUUUCACCCAUUCUACGGUCAGAUGCCAGGAUUCAUCUACGUCUGGAUCAACUUCAUAUUCAUGCGGCCUGCAUCAUUUGCUAUCCACAGUCUUUUAUCAGCUGAUUAUAUGUAUGCCAUUUUCAUUCCGGCAGUCGGUGAAGAAUUUGACACUCACUACAGUUUCUUGAUCAAAAAUUUUAUUGGAUCCGUGUCGCUCAUAAUCAUUGGCUUAAUCAACUGCCAAAGUGUGAAGAUCUACAUCAUAUCUCAGGAUCUCAUUACUUACUUCAAAAUGUUGCUGUGUCUUGCUCUAAUUUUAGUUGGAGCGUAUAUGUUCAUGUCAGAACAGGCUAUCAACUUUGACAUGGGUUUUGACAACACUACACUGACAGUGGCCCGCCUGCCUCUAGCUCUGUACGCAGGACUGUAUGCCUUUGACGGAGGGUCCAUUGUCACUGGUUUGACUGAAGAAAUCAAGAAUCCAGAAAGGACAAUUUUGCGGAGUUUGAUCAUGGGUCUAGGUGUGGUAACGGUCACCUAUCUGCUGCUUAACCUAUCCUUCCUCAGUGUACUCACAGUGGAUGAGAUAACAACAAGCUCUGCGGUGGCUAAGUUGUUUGCUGAGAAAGUCUUCGGAGUACAAGCAGGUCUGGUUGUGUCCAUUCUGGUAUCCUUCAGUUCUGUUGGUGGCAAUUUGUCUGGCAUAUUCUACUCAUCACGGUUGGGCUAUGCAGCUGCUAAAGAAGGACACAUGAUGGAAUUUCUGUGCUACAUCCACCGUACAAGACUUACCCCCACUCCUGCUGUUAUUCUCCAGGUUGCCCUGUCACUUGUGUUCUACUAUGUUGGCAAGAGUGCUGAAACGCUUAUUAACGUCUACUCAUUUGUCCUCUGGCUCAAUUAUGGUUUCACAAUGGUGGCUUUGAUCAUCCUUCGGGUGAAGAAUCCACAGGCUUGGAGACCAUACAAGGUACCUCUAGUGAUCCCGGUAGCUGUACUGCUGAUUUCCUGGCUGUUAGUUGUGACCUCCCUCGUCACUCAACCAGCCACCACCUAUAUUACCGCUGUGGUGGUUCUUAUCACUGGCAUCAAGGUCCAGUACUGGUUUGUCUACAAGAAAAAACGAAUUGUGGGAUUGACCAAACUGACCACUAUGCUACAGAAGUGGCUGGAUGUGGUACCUCCUUCAUGAAACUUCAUUUUGGAGGUUUUUUUUAGUGUUCAACCUGAACUUCAGAAAAACGUCAGACCUGAAGCAGUCACAUUAACUAGCACCGAUUUAUGUGUACUUGUUGUUUAAGAAAGUAAAUAAUGAUAAAACAGAAUACUCUGUUAGGAUUAUAGACUAUAGACACUAUAGUGUGGUGAUCUGUCUACACCUUUCAACUCAUCAAUUUAGUCUUCACCACUUGUCCAUGUUGGUCAUUGACACAGGAACUACAUUUUUCGCAUUUUUCGUUGCGGUCAUCACAUUCAACAGUUCCAGUCAACAUUUUUUUGCUUCAGCUUCUUUAUUGCAUCAUCCUUGGGGGUUUUCUGCCAUCAUAAAUUUGUCAGUAGUCUGUGUACUCAAUACCAAAUUCACCAAUCUGAUGGUAACAGACAUUUUUGCUUACGACAGAGGUUCAAAUGUGCACAUUAGUUUUCCAGUCCAAUGAUCUGUUCAGGUUGGGCUUCAAAAUGGCCGUUUUAAUCUUUUCGCUGCCAAACCACCAUACUUGGUGACCAUGCUCAGACCCCCAUUUUAAUCAUCAUCCUAAUCAGUAAACCCCAAUGAAAAAGAGAUCACACCCUGUGCUGUUAAACUUUCAAUUAACAUCAGAAAUUGAAAAAAAAAUGGUAAACGCUCUUUAUUAAACUAACCAAUUCCACAAAAUAACUCCAAUACAUGUUGGUUACUUCUUGAAAAUGUCAUAUGAUUAUAGUUCACAUAAUACUCUGUUUACUAAUAUAUUUAUUCUAUGUUUCUUCAUUACUAAUAUCCACACACAAACACAACACUUCCCUGUGGUAAAUUAUUAUGAUAAUCAAUCUUGGAGGCUAAAAAAUAUAAUUUAUUAAAAAAGCUUAGGCAUACAAUUUUUGCUGGAUUUUCAGGUCUAUUUUAAUAAAUUUGUGUGUAUUAGAAAAUUAGAUUGAACUUACUAAAGUAUUAUUGUUACCACUUAUAUUGACAAAACUUAAAUUUGAGUUGAUCGUCUCAUAGGUGUAACUGCAUUUACAUAGAAUUUAUUAAUGUAUUUAAAGGAACUAUUUAAAAGGGUAGACACAAAUUAUAAAAUGUAAAGUUAAUGUAAACACUUAAUUAAUUGGUAAUAUAAUAUAACAUUGAGAAGUUUUGGCUCGGGAUGUUCACUCAUUUGAUUUUCAAACUCUGAUUAACCAUGAUUGCUUGUUUUUAUUAUUAUGUAGCUCUUUCUAAUAUAGUAAUUAUAAUGUAACAUUACAAAAUUAAUGUUACACUGUAUUUAAAGGCUGAAUGUGUCAGUUGCAAUAAUUAAAAAUUAAACAAUCUCAAUGAGAGAAAAUUGUGGUUUUUUUAUUAUGUCCUUAACUUAUGAAUAAUAUAAUAGCCUCUGUUUGUGUGUGUGUGUGUGUGUGUUUUGUGUUGGUAACCUUUCGAUGAAAUCUGAUCAGCUGUUCAAUCAUAUUUUGUAAACAUAGCUUAAAAUUUACUCAGUUAAUAGUGGCCAGAGUCAUAACAACAGAGCCUUGAGUGGACGGAUACGGCUUCUCCCACUCGUAAAAAAUUCAGGACCCUGUAACCUGACGGUAAAGUCAUGCUUACAGUAUUUUGGGAUUUUCAGGGGGAAAUGCAAUUUUUUUGAAGACCAAAGAACAAUCAACAGCCAGUACUACAGUGACAUGUUGGAAAAAAAGAUAAGACCUGCCAUUCGAACAAAACACUGUAGGCUCUUGACUCAAGGCGUGAUUUUUCAUCAUAACAAUGGCCAUCCGUAUAUGUAGCGUUUUUAAAGCUACAUUGGUUUAUUUUUUUAAAUUAAAACUUAAAUUAAAUGAAAAUUUUGGA
Homalodisca vitripennis (glassy-winged sharpshooter) is the source of this 3268-nucleotide messenger RNA. RefSeq names its product b(0,+)-type amino acid transporter 1-like. Gene Ontology annotation, cellular component: membrane. The coding region runs from base 128 to 1429 and encodes 433 amino acids. The transcript is spliced from 12 exons. Lineage: Eukaryota; Metazoa; Arthropoda; Insecta; Hemiptera; Cicadellidae. Gene Ontology annotation, biological process: amino acid transmembrane transport. The record is from RefSeq and is a predicted model, not a curated record. Gene Ontology annotation, molecular function: L-amino acid transmembrane transporter activity.